GGGGCUGAGGCUCCGGCCGUCGGCGGACGCAGCAGCCGCGGCCCACGAACCGGGAGUUUGGCGCUGGAGCCACUUGGUCUCGGAGUGCCGUGUCUGUAGGCGACGCGGCGCAGCCCAGGGGAGCCUUCCCAGCUGGUUGUGAAGUCUCUGCGUGUGCGAUCGAUCGACUGGCAAAGCUACUAUGAGUCUCUUAAACUGUGAGAACAGCUGUGGGUCCAGCCAGUUGUCCAGUGACUGCUGCGCUGCCAUGGCCGCCUCCUGCAGCGCUGCAGUGAAGGAUGACAGCGUGAGUGGCUCUGCCAGUACGGGGAACCUCUCCAGCUCCUUCAUGGAGGAGAUCCAGGGCUACGAUGUGGAGUUUGACCCACCUCUGGAGAGCAAGUAUGAGUGCCCCAUCUGCUUGAUGGCUUUACGGGAAGCAGUGCAAACACCAUGUGGCCACAGGUUCUGCAAAGCCUGCAUCAUCAAAUCCAUAAGGGAUGCAGGUCACAAGUGCCCAGUUGACAAUGAAAUACUGCUGGAAAAUCAACUGUUUCCUGACAAUUUUGCAAAGCGAGAGAUUCUUUCCCUGACGGUAAAGUGCCCAAAUAAAGGCUGUUUGCAAAAGAUGGAACUGAGACAUCUCGAGGAUCAUCAAGUACAUUGUGAAUUUGCUCUAGUGAAUUGUCCCCAAUGCCAACGUCCUUUCCAAAAGUGCCAGGUUAAUACACACGUUAUCGAGGAUUGUCCCAGGAGACAGGUUUCUUGUGUAAACUGUGCUGUGUCCAUGGCAUAUGAAGAGAAAGAGGUCCACGAUCAGAGCUGCCCCCUGGCAAAUACCAUCUGUGAAUACUGUGGCACCGUCCUCAUCAGAGAACAGAUGCCUAAUCAUUAUGAUCUAGACUGCCCAACAGCUCCAAUCCCUUGUACAUUCAGUGUUUUUGGCUGUCAUGAAAAGAUGCAGAGGAAUCACUUGGCACGACACUUGCAAGAGAAUACCCAGUUGCACAUGAGACUGUUGGCCCAGGCUGUUCAUAAUGUUAACCUCACUUUGCGUCCGUGUGAUGCCUCCUCUCCAUCCCGGGGAUAUCGUCCAGAGGACCCAAAUUAUGAGGAAACUAUCAAACAGUUGGAGGGUCGCCUAGUAAGACAGGACCAUCAAAUCCGGGAGCUGACUGCCAAAAUGGAAACUCAGAGCACGUAUGUGAGCGAGCUCAAACGGACCAUCCGAACCCUUGAGGACAAGGUUUCGGAAAUGGAAGCACAGCAGUGUAAUGGGAUUUACAUUUGGAAGAUUGGCAACUUUGGGAUGCACUUGAAAUCCCAAGAAGAGGAAAGACCUGUUGUCAUUCAUAGCCCUGGAUUCUACACAGGCAGACCUGGAUACAAGCUGUGCAUGCGCCUGCACCUUCAGUUACCAACGGCUCAACGCUGUGCAAACUAUAUAUCCCUUUUUGUCCACACAAUGCAAGGAGAAUAUGACAGCCACCUCCCCUGGCCCUUCCAGGGGACAAUACGCCUUACGAUUCUUGACCAGUCUGAAGCAGUUAUAAGGCAAAACCACGAAGAGGUCAUGGAUGCUAAACCAGAACUGCUUGCCUUUCAGCGACCCACAAUCCCACGGAACCCCAAAGGUUUUGGCUAUGUAACAUUUAUGCACCUGGAAGCCUUAAGACAGGGAACCUUCAUUAAGGAUGAUACAUUAUUAGUGCGCUGUGAAGUCACUACCCGCUUUGACAUGGGUGGCCUUCGGAAGGAGGCUUUCCAGCCACGAAGUACUGAUGCAGGGGUGUAACGUCCAUUUACUUGUGUUCAAAAACUAGGAACCAUAUGGAAAAACUGUGCCUUCCAUGCCUGGUCCCAGUAAACAGUAUUCAAACAAGCAGUGGGAGAAGUGUAAGGCCUAGCAGCAGAUGUCAUCAGUGAGGUCUUGUUCCACUUCUUAUUGUUAACAAAUAUCUGAGGCAGUUCCCAUGGGAACCUACGUGCCCCUUGUGUCUUCAAAACCUUAACAUUUGAAGGGCCUGUGGCCCCUCUGUUUGUCAGGGUACCUCUUCACUGUGCUUCCAUGGGCUUUUUGUCCAUGUACUUUACUGUAAAAAAGGCCAGAGUUAGUGUGCUAAAGCUCAAUCAUUUAAUAAUACUGGUACCUUAGAAACUUGUAGUGUUUUUAGGGCAUUUAUUACUAUAUUAAACAUGAGAAUCACCACUGCCUGUGCUGGUGCCAGUGGAAAAGUUACUGCUCUGGUGUUGAGUUCUCAUUUUUGUUGACUCCUGUGAAUUUCAGAGGCUUUAAACCAUGAUCCCUGGAAAGCUUAAGUUCUCAAGUACUCCCU
Mastomys coucha (southern multimammate mouse) is the source of this 2315-nucleotide messenger RNA. It is a transcript of the gene Traf6, whose product is annotated as TNF receptor associated factor 6. Gene Ontology annotation, cellular component: plasma membrane signaling receptor complex. Gene Ontology annotation, biological process: protein K63-linked ubiquitination; positive regulation of JNK cascade; interleukin-1-mediated signaling pathway. The coding region runs from base 182 to 1774 and encodes 530 amino acids. Lineage: Eukaryota; Metazoa; Chordata; Mammalia; Rodentia; Muridae. Gene Ontology annotation, molecular function: ubiquitin protein ligase activity; tumor necrosis factor receptor binding; zinc ion binding. The transcript is spliced from 7 exons. The record is from RefSeq and is a predicted model, not a curated record.